AUGUAUUUCAGGUGUGGAAUCUUUUUGCUGAUACUCGUCGGCUGUAUUGGAUAUUGUAAGUAUACAAGACACACGCAGGCGCAGGCGCACACUCGUACUCGCCCGCGCACACUUACGUACACGCGCACAUACGCGCACACACUCACCCGCGCACACUCACGUACACGAGCACACUCACGCGCACACGCACAUACAGUCAUACAAUACUUAAACAAUAAAAUGUAGUUGCAGAAAAAUAGAAUUUGAUUCUUUAUAAUCAAGAAGUUACCAGAAGUUUUCAAAAUUUUCAAUUUUGUUUUCCUCGUUGCUUAUGUUAUGUUCUGUUUGUUCUUUACAGGUGCAGGUAUGGUUUUCCAGCUUUGUGACUUUGCAGAAAGGAAUAACCUGAAGAGUUACAAAAAGAAUUAUUCUUAUACUCAACUUUAACUUGGGAUAAUAAUUCUCUAUAACAACAGAACUCACAUGUGAUUAUAAUAGCUCGGCUAUAUCACUUGGUGCACUUGCAAUGCCAUAAGUUCAUAAUGAAGUUUGAAAUCAUAAAUGUUGCAAGACUAGCUAAUGAAAGAACAUCGGGCAGAAUUUCGAAGUUGUUCGUGGUUAUCAAUUUGUUGUGGCCGUUUUGUAUUCCUUCAUCCUCACACAUUAGUCACUGGGCUACAGCCUUAGGUUAGUUUAGAACUUGUUUUGUGUCUCCCAUGAAGGCAAUCUUUCAUUGAAUUUCAGGCAUGGAAGCAGAUUUAUGUUAAAAUAGUCAUUUAGGAUGACUUUUAACGCUUACUUGGUACUAUUUUUACUUGAUAAGGUUGUCCACCAGGCUGUAUCGCGUUGAUUUGCUACCGAGUUAAAGAAUUAUUUGGCUACAGUCUGUGCAAAUGUUUAAAAUUGCUAAUGCAAGCGAUCAAUUCUUUACUAGGUGGAUGUGUGGAUUCACGUCCUGACUGUAAUGUGUUGGCACGUGACAAUAAUUGUCACAGUAACCCGUAUACAACAUUACGAGAUUGCCCCAUCGCCUGUGCCGUCAACUGCGGUAAGUAUUUCAAUCUAGCCUUCUCAGCUUCAAUUCGUCUUUCUGCCGAGAAAGGCGCUUCUAGUAGGUUUCCACUUCGUUUAACCUUGGAAUCAAAUUGAAAGGUUGUAAAGCGUUUGGCCAACGAUUGUGUAGUCUAUAAAUAAGUCGUUGAAAGAACCAGUCUCCAGAUAAACUCAAGCAAUCAUAAAAAGAAACAUUUUUCACUCACUGUUUUUCAGCCUCCGUUAGGGGUUGACACAUCAUGCUCCUAAAACCGAGCGUUAUGUUUUUUUGCGUCACCCUCAAAAAACGGAACUUAAGCUCCUAAUUAUGCUCGACUGUCGCUAUUAUGCUCGUUACUAUGCCGCUAAAAUUUUCCUGCCCCCUCCCUCCCGCGAAACAAACGUAAUUUUCCUGAUAUAUUGUUAAAACAAAGGUACAAAAAAUCAAAAUAAUCAAAUUGAGAUAACUGCUCCUACGAAAGAACGCAAUAUUCAUAAGUAAAUCAGUAACACACAGUGAACAUUUAACUCAAGGGAUAACAAGUAAAGCUGGAAAGUUAAUACUUGUAACAAGUCAAAUGUGCUUAAUAGUAACGAAAACUUCCUAGAACUUUCUACCAAAUAAAUGGACGCUAGUAGCUAAAAUAGCUAAAACAAAACAACAAAAUAAUGAUUGUUUUAACGCAGAAUAGCACUAUGGUGCCGGCAAAAUAACACUAUUAGGUCAGCAUUAUGCUUGAUGCUCCACCUAUGCUAUUAUACUCGAAAUUGUACCGGCAUAAUGUUUCAGUUUGAUUUGUUUGAUUUUUCUAUAGUGCCCUGUGUGGAUCACAGAUGGGACUGCCCAAGCCUUAGCGACGACUGCCAUAGCAAUCCGUUCGCUACAAUCAAUUUAUGCCCAAAAACCUGUGGUGCUUGUACUUAA
Molecule: messenger RNA, 1936 nt
Organism: Porites evermanni
Lineage: Eukaryota; Metazoa; Cnidaria; Anthozoa; Scleractinia; Poritidae
Source: the annotation of a GenBank genome assembly